UCUAAUUGUCUUCAAAAUGGCUGCCAUUUGUGGAAAUUUUUAAUGGAGUGUUCACAGUGUUUUCCAAUUUUCCCAGAAAGAGUGCUUAAAAACAUUUUUUGACCAAAUCAAUUGAAGUGAAAAGGGUGAUAGGACACACAUAAAGUGGAAAAUGAUGAAAAAUAUGGACUGAAAUGGUGAAAAAGUGAGAAAUUUGCAGUUGCAAUUGUGAGUGGUUGGGAGAGACUGACAUUCAAUGUCAGUGAAUUUGUGAGUGGUGGAAAAAAAAGGAACAAUUUUUAAUUCUUUUUUGGGGGAAUAAUGAAAAGGAGCAAGAAGGGCGACAUGUCCAAGAGUAAAUAUCACGAAAGUGGGUUUUUUGAAGAGAACAAUUUUGUCGAUUAUACAAAAUCGGGUGUAGCUAUGAGGCCAAAGAAAACUGCCCAUGGAGUAGCGUCCAAGUUCAGUGAUGCUCGGAAGGAGAUGCAACGGAGUCAGGGCAGUCAGUCUCCGCCAGUUCAGCAGCAACUGAAGCAUUUCCAUGAGAAUGCCAGCAAAGGUCGAAGGGGCAAGAAAAUGGUGACACAGCCCGUGCAUACGCCAUUGGUUGGCAUCUUGAAGAAAUCCUCACCACAGAUGCCCCGGAAUUUGACAAGUUACUUGAAGAAUGCCCAAGAUGGGGACACAGAUAUCACCUCGUCAUCCUCCAGGCAUGCCUACCGUGAACCCCAUAGGCUGUCCAAUACCUUUUCCGACAGUGAAAAUGGUGUCGAUGGGGAUUUUGUGGUGAUUGAGACAGAUGACGAGGAUGGCGAUCAGGGUAGUCCACCAGUUGAUCCAGAAGCUGCCAGGAGACCCAAACCCUUGCCCCUCAAUGAUCACCGAAGUGAUUCUGUUGUGUGCGUGGGAAGCUACAGCAAGAGUGACUUUGACCUGGAACAGACAUCAAGAAUCAGGAACAAUGUGGUACUUCAGCCAGAAGACAAGGUUGACAUAACACAUUUUGAUACACUCAAAGUGUUGGGGACUGGAGCUUAUGGAAAAGUUUAUUUAGUGAGAAAGAAUGGAGGAGUUGAUCACAAUAAGCUUUAUGCAAUGAAGGUGUUGAAAAAGUCAAAUCUUAUUCAGAAGAAGAAAACUGCCGAGCAUACAAGAACUGAACGACAGGUCCUUGAAGCUAUCAAAGACAGCCCUUUCCUCAUUGACUUUCACUAUGCUUUCCAGACAGAAUCACGACUGUAUUUAAUUAUUGAUUAUGUCAGCGGGGGUGAAUUAUUUACACACCUGUACACACGAGAGAAUUUUACUGAAAAUGAAGUACGGAUCUACAUUGCUGAGAUUGUCGUGGCCCUGGAACAGCUUCACAAGCUAGGGAUCAUCUAUCGUGACAUAAAGCUGGAAAAUAUUCUUCUGGAUGCCGAUGGGCACAUUGUAAUCACGGACUUUGGGCUGUCGAAGGAGUUGACGGCGGAGAAGAAUGGUCGUGCUUAUAGUUUUUGCGGCACAAUUGAGUACAUGGCACCGGAAGUGGUGAAGCAGCAGGGCAAUAUGGGGCAUGAUUUUGCUGCUGAUUGGUGGUCAGUCGGUGUUUUGGCGUAUGAAUUGCUUACGGGUUCAUCGCCAUUCACGCAUGAGGGUGAGAAGAAUACGCAACAUGAUAUUUCAUUGCGUAUUCAAAAGGGUCCACCACCACUUCCUGACAAAUUGAGCGUGGAAGUGAGGGAUUUUAUAUCGAAGUUGUUGAUAAAGGAUCCGAAGAAACGAUUGGGUGGAAGUAAGGUGGAUGCAACGGAUAUUAAGAGUCAUCCGUUUUUCCGACGAAUUGACUGGGAGAAGUUGGUGAGGAAGGAGAUACCGGCACCAUUUAGACCGCCGAAAGACUAUGAGACAGAUACGAGCAAUUUCAGUGAAGAAUUUACGAGGUUACCAAUUGCUGAGUCUCCAUGUCCGGCACCGCCGAAUCAUGAAAGAUUGUUCAGGGGUUAUUCAUUUGUGUCACCACAUUUGUUGAGGUUGAGGGAGGCCUUUAGUGGGCAAGUGUUGUACAGUCCGUCAAGUGUGAAGCCCAAAGUGAGGGAUUUGAUGAAGUUGGCUAGGAGUGAGUUGCCUUUUUUCCAGAAAUACCAAAUGGAUUUUAGUGAGGUGAUUGGUGAUGGAUCAUUUAGUAUCUGUCUCAAGUGUAUAAGGCGUACAACGCGUGAUGUGUAUGCGGUGAAGGUGUUGAAGGCAUCACAUGAUGCACAGAGUGAAAUUGACAAUUUAAUUGCAUGUCAGGGUCAUCCGCAAAUUGUGAGAUUUGUUGAAGUUAUACGAGAUCAGGCUUUUACCUAUAUUGUCCUUGAGUAUCUCGAUGGUGGUGAAUUAUUUAAGAGAAUACAGCAAUCCAGGCGAUUUACUGAGAUUGAAGCAUCGGGUAUAUUUACACAAAUUGUCAAAGCUGUGCAAUUUAUGCAUUCAAAAAAUAUUGCCCAUCGAGAUCUCAAGCCGGAAAAUGUGAUUUUUGCCAGCAAAAAGUCAAAUUUGGUUAAAGUGGUGGAUUUUGGAUUUGCUGUUAGGCAAGAUCCGGCACACACAAGUGUACCAUCGUCGGCUUUUACAUUGGAAUAUGCAGCUCCUGAGGUGCUGAGUAAAACUGCCAUUGGGGAUAAGGCACACAUGGAAGCAUGUGAUUUGUGGUCACUUGGUGUGAUCCUGUAUACAAUGCUAUGUGGUCAGAGUCCAUUCCGGUCACCAAGUGAUUCGGAGGAGAGUAUUUGUGGAUUGGUGGAGAAGAUAAGGCAUGGGGAUUUUGAUACAAAGACUCCUGCGUGGAGAUGUGUCAGUCCAGGUGCGAGAGAUUUGGUGACGCGUCUGCUGAAUGUUGAUUCAGAGAGGCGAAUGGAGAUGAAUGAAUUGGUUAAUCAUUCAUGGCUCCAGGGGACAACCCUACGUAAAUCUCAAUUGACACCACUGACUCUGGCUCAGGAUCUAGCAUCGCUAGAUUUAACAGUUAAGGCGAUAUUUGAUGCCUACAAACAUGCGCAGAGCAAGGGCUUUACGAUGUUUGAGGUGGAAAAUGCCAAACUGAGCCAGAGGAGGCGGCAUAAGAAUUCAAGUCACAGUAGUGAGAGUGAUUUGGGUAGGAGCAAGAGCUCGAGUGGCGUAGUAACGUCAGAUCUCAAUAAUCGUUCAUUGAGUGUAGAGAGCUCAGAUAUUGAGAUUGUAGGUGAGUUCCAAAUCGGCUAUCCCAGUGGUACGGCUGGUGAUAGUGCUGGAAUAACGCUCAAUAACAAUGAGGAGGCUACAAAGGAAGAGAUCACAGUGAAUGAGGUGAAUUGUGAUGCCAAUGGGGCAGAAGUUGAAGUAGGGAGCAAUAAUGUAGAGAUCACAGAGACAAAGGAAGAGACUGAAGAAGUAAGAGAACAUAGUACAAUGGAAGAAGUUGUAGAGAAGAAGGAAGAGCAGGAGGUUAUUGUCAAAGUUGAUGCUAAGGUAGAGACCAGUAAGAAGGUUGAGGAGAGUCCAGUAAAGGAAUCUAAGCGAAUUUUAUCGCAUCAUUUGGCAAAUAUGCAUCAUGGAUUCAAAGAGAAUGGUGAAGAAGAAUCCCAUUUAGAUGAUGUAUUUGCUGGAUUUUCAGUUGAAGAUAUCAGGGAAGGGUACAAGAGCUCAAUGAGAAAUGGUGAAAUUUGCGCAAGUAUUCUCAAUAGUAGGAAAUCCCAGCCAAAGUUAAGGGGGCGAAAACGAAAGAUUAAAACAGAAAUUCCCGAUGAUACCCAUUCAAAUGGGAAAAUACCAAAAUUGUUGGAGGUUAUACCUCCAGCAAUGGCGGCAAAACCUGCCAGAGUUGGUCAUAGGAUGACCACAAGGCAUAUGAGGAGGGAAGAGAUUUGUGGAAGAGAUGAUCUCUUCAAAGAUUACAUUGCCUUCUCCUACAUUCAGCUGAAUUAGACCAAGAGACAAGAAGAGACUAGGUAAAGACUUCCGGAAUUGUUGUCCGUAUCAUCCCCACGUUAAAAGGUACGGAACCUUUAUUUCCCCUUUCUCUUAUUUUCUCAAAUUGUUUUUAUUAUUUUUCUUUAAAAAUCUGAAAUUAAUUAAAAAAAAAAGUUGAAAAACUAUUUUUUUUUUCGGAGCAAAAUUAAUAAACUGUAACUUUUUUUUAAAGUAUAAAUAGUUGUUUUUUUUUUGUAAGGUUAGAAAAUUCUUUUUUUUUAAGAGAAACGCGCGAAGUGAUUGAUAAUGAUGGCACUUUGUACGAAAGACAAAGAACGAAAAGGGCAAUAGAGGAUAAAUUAUUAAAAAAAGUGAAUUAUAUCCUUUCCUAACCCCAUAUUGUACAUAGAAUUCAGCCUGAAAAAAAAGUUAAAUGAGAGAUAUAUUCAGUUUAUAAAUAUAUAUUUAGAAAAUAAAUAAAAAUUGAUAAAAAAAAAUGUAUUAAGGAGAAUGAGAAAAACAAAAAAUAAUUAAUUAUUUAAGGCCACAAAUACUUGUGAGGAAGAAAUGAGAAAUUUAAAAAAAAACUACGGAAUUUUUGCUCUAACACAGAAGUGCACUUAAAUAAAAUUUUAAUAAAAAAAAAGAGAUAAACAAGUUCUCCUUCCCCCCGUGAGAAACAAACUUUAGAUAAAAGAAAAAAAAAUCUCAAAAUAUAGGAAAUCUUUUAAUAAACAAUAUUAAAAUAUUAAUUUAUAAUAUCAUUAAAAAGAAAAAACUGGCAAGAGGAAGCCAGAACGAGAGAACUUGGAAGAAUCAAACAAAUGAAGUUACGUAGAAGUGUCUUUUAGUCGGUUUUUUAUUAUUUGUUUAAGUUAACAAUCGACAUUUCAACUAAAAUUUACUUUUAUUUCAUCAAUUAUUUCCCUAAAAAUAUUAUUUUAUGUUGAAAAAAAAAAUUUGGAUGGAGCAAGAUUUGAUAUUGAGUUUCUAGCUUGCAAAUUCCCAUUAAAAAACACCCUUUUUUAGCCGACUUAAACUAAAAAGAAAGAGAAAUAGUAAUGAAAUAGGGCAAAUGUUAACAGAAUUGAAUUAUAUAUAUGGACCAAAAUGCGAUGCACGUAGAAUGAAAGAAAGAGAAAAAAAAUCUACCACAAGUGUUACUUUAUUUUAUUUUUUUCUCAACUAAUAAAUGCGUAUUUUCCACAAACACAAAAAAAGGUUAUUCAUAGUUCAGAAUGAUAAAAAAAAUACAUGUUACAGAAAUUGCGAAAAAAACGUAACAUUGUUUUUAGGAAUUGCUCCAAUUAAAUAAAAAAAUUAAACAAUUCAUUAGAUUUUAGAUACACCGAAAAUAUUUUUAUAAGAAAUGCAGGAAAUGCAAAAUAAAAAGAUUAUCAUUUUUUCUGGGGUUUUUGUUAGUUUCAUACGUUAUGUUUUAUUUAUAAUAUUGAAGUAAAGAAAAUAAAAAGAAUAUGACUUGACAGCA
This is a messenger RNA of Phlebotomus papatasi, 5380 nucleotides long. RefSeq names its product ribosomal protein S6 kinase alpha-5-like. NCBI's taxonomy places the organism in Eukaryota, Metazoa, Arthropoda, Insecta, Diptera, Psychodidae. Gene Ontology annotation, biological process: protein phosphorylation; regulation of DNA-templated transcription. The transcript has 6 exons. The record is from RefSeq and is a predicted model, not a curated record. The coding region runs from base 301 to 3906 and encodes 1201 amino acids. Gene Ontology annotation, molecular function: protein serine/threonine kinase activity; ATP binding.